CUCUGCCGAUUAUGUGUGUGUCUUUGCAUGCUUAUCAUGAGCCCAUUCAUUCAUCCAUGGCAUAGAAAUAGAAUGAAUAGAAAGGAUGUCUCCAUUUAAUUCAAUGAUGGCAUAAUGGUUGGACUAGACAUUUUAAAGUGUAGCCAUGCCAGGAAGUAGAAGCAGGAAUCUUACCCUUCAAUGUGUGCUGUGAUUUAUUGAGUCAAUUCAACUGACAUUACGAAAAAUACAUUGCAUUGCAUGAGCUACAUCAAACUGUUUAGUGUUUAUGUUUGUUAUUGCAAGUCCGUUUAAACAAAUGUAUUUGGUGUAUACUGCUUAUAGUGAAACUACUUACUUCAACAUAGAUAUUAUUUAUUUCUCUAAACAUGAUUUAUUAAACAUGGCGGCUGAAAUGAUAAGUGUCGGUGCAAGUUGGAGCACAAUGAGAAGUGUAGCGUAUUAGUCCUGUGAUGCAGCGUAUUCAGUGCAUAUAAACUGAUAUUUGGAGUAGCCGUCACACACAUUCAGUACAUCAUUAAGGCCAAGGCUGCGGGAAAUACGCGUGGUGUCGUGAUGCAAAUGAUUGAAGUUGUCUGAAUUCUGUGUCAAUGUGUGCGCUCGAGUCCCAGCCAGUGUUUCCUGUGACGCAGUUAUUCUUCUGGACCAGACUACGCUAGUGCAAAUGUACAGAGACAGGAGAAAAUACCCCAACGCGUUGCUUCAAUGAUGCUAAAGAUUUUUUUGCUCAGCAUGCCAGAACAAUCCAUAAGGAAUAUAGCGGCCAGGUGGUUUCUUCAUUAUGUAACACAGUUAUAUGUGCUCUGAGAGGAUUAGGAUACGAGUCGGCAGAUAUAGUGGAAAGUAGGCUAAAACGGAUUCUGUUCAAAAUGAUCACAGAACAGAAAAUACAUCGAUUUAGGGGACAAUUCACCUACCAAAUCACACUUCAACCCUGUCCAUAAAUAUUGAUGGGUCCCGUUUAAAGGAUGGGAGGUUGGGGAAACCAAAACAUUACCUUUCACCUCGUUCCUGGCUUAUGUCUACUGUAGUAUCAGUAGCCUGCUAUACAACAGUAAAUAACACACUCCCCAUAUAUUUGGUUUGGACAUUGAUGGUGAAAUAUACAUUACUUGUAGGCCUAUAGGCAGCGGUUACACAAUGUUGUGAUCUGCAAUGCCCUGGUAAAGAGAGUGCUCUCUUUCUCCUUUCCUCAUCUCCUUUCACUCUUCCUCUGUCUCCCUCUCUGGCUGUAAACAGAAGGGCUGGGUGCAGUCAGUGCACUGGGUCCCCCAGAAAAAAACAAGUUGUUUAUCACUUGUCAGGUAUUGGGUUUCAUGUUAGGAAUGCUGUGUAGAAAGGCUGCUGGGAGAUGUGAAUUUUCACUUUUUUCCUAACCUACUGGGGGGAUUGCAGAUCACGUUGUUGUUUUACGGUGAGGAACUUUACAAAACAGACUAACACACACACUGCACCUGCUCUCAAGAGGAUUAAAAACCUAUGCACUGAUUGGCCAAACAUACUCAAUCAAGGGUGUGUGUUAAGAAGUAUAAUGUCAGUGUAUUUACUUAUGUUUGUGAAAUAAGGAAUUUCACGUGUGUUUGAACAUGACUGGGGUUGCAGAAUUCUGGGAACUUUCAAUAAAUUCCCUGGUUUUCUCUGAAAUAGUGGUUGGAGUAUUCCCAAAAUCAGGAGGAAUAAGCACGAAAAUCCGGAAUCCUCCUACUAGGAUUUCUGGAAAAUGUUGCAACCCUAAGCAUGUCUGCUGACUGAGUUGUUUUGUAGAUAUUGCAGUCAUUUCCACGAAGUUGAGCAGAAAGAAAGACCUGGCCCUAAGCUACGGAAGGAGAGGAGAUGGGGGAGGAGGAAUGGAGACAGAGGAGUGACAUGUAUUAGUUUGUUUUUCAAAAUCAGGACAAAACAGACCACAGUGGGAGGGAGGGGGGUAAGAACAGAGGAGGAGGGGAGACAACAAAGCAAGAGAGAAGGAGCAGAGUGGAUCCGGUACGAGUUGGCUGUGGCCGGUUAUUGCUUGGUUAUUUAUGGCAUUCCUGAAAAACAAAUGAUCAGCCGGAGAGAAAGAACAAAGUGUUUACCAAGAAAUUACAGGCUUUUCCACAUUCUUCCCUCAGCACCACAACGUGACUCGUAGUCAGCAUUCCACAUGCUCACAUUCAUUUGUGAUUGGCUGGAUUUGGAAUGCAAAUCAUUUGAGGCUGAAUUGGCCUUUAUAUUUUGUGUGUGUGACAGCUGCUGUGUGUAUCUAUUUGAAGGUUACUCUGGCCUUGUGUUUGUAGGUUACUCUGGCCUUGUGUUUGUAGUUUACUCUGGCCUUGUGUUUGUAGGUUACUCUGGCCUUGUGUUUGUAGGUUACUCUGGCCUUGUGUUUGUAGUGUACUCUGGCCUUGUGUUUGUAGUUUACUCUGGCCUUGUGUUUGUAGGUUACUCUGGCCUUGUGUUUGUAGUUUACUCUGGCCUUGUAUUUGUAGUUUACUCUGGCCUUGUGUUUGUAGUUUACUCUGGCCUUGUGUUUGUAGUUUACUCUGGCCUUGUGUUUGUAGGUUACUCUGGCCUUGUGUUUGUAGGUUACUCUGGCCUUGUGUUUGUAGGUUACUUUGGCCUUGUGUUUGUAGUUUACUCUGGCCUUGUGUUUGUAGGUUACUCUGGCCUUGUGUUUGUAGUUUACUCUGGCCUUGUGUUUGUAGAUUACUCUGGCCUUGUGUUUGUAGUUUACUUUAGCCUUGUGUUUGUAGUUUACUCUGGCCUUGUGUUUGUAGUUUACUCUGGCCUUGUGUUUGUAGUUUACUCUGGCCUUGUGUUUGUAGUUUACUCUGGCCUUGUGUUUGUAGUUUACUCUGGCCUUGUGUUUGUAGUUUACUCUGGCCUUGUGUUUGUAGUUUACUCUGGCCUUGUGUUUGUAGAUUACUCUGGCCUUGUGUUUGUAGUUUACUUUAGCCUUGUGUUUGUAGUUUACUCUGGCCUUGUGUUUGUAGGUUACUCUGGCCUUGUGUUUGUAGGUUACUCUGGCCUUGUGUUUGUAGGUUACUUUGGCCUUGUGUUUGUAGUUUACUCUGGCCUUGUGUUUGUAGGUUACUCUGGCCUUGUGUUUGUAGUUUACUCUGGCCUUGUGUUUGUAGAUUACUCUGGCCUUGUGUUUGUAGUUUACUUUAGCCUUGUGUUUGUAGUUUACUCUGGCCUUGUGUUUGUAGUUUACUCUGGCCUUGUGUUUGUAGUUUACUCUGGCCUUGUGUUUGUAGUUUACUCUGGCCUUGUGUUUGUAGUUUACUCUGGCCUUGUGUUUGUAGUUUACUCUGGCCUUGUGUUUGUAGUUUACUCUGGCCUUGUGUUUGUAGUUUACUCUGGCCUUGUGUUUGUAGAUUACUCUGGCCUUGUGUUUGUAGGUUACUCUGGCCUUGUGUUUGUAGGUUACUCUGUCCUUGUGUUUGUAGGUUACUCUGGCCUUGUGUUUGGAGUUUACUUUGGCCUUGUGUUUGUAGUUUACUCUGGCCUUGUGUUUGUAGUUUACUCUGGCCUUGUGUUUGUAGUUUACUCUGUCCUUGUGUUUGUAGGUUACUCUGUCCUUGUGUUUGUAGGUUACUCUGUCCUUGUGUUUGUAGGUUACUCUGGCCUUGUGUUUGUAGGUUACUCUGGCCUUGUGUUUGGAGUUUACUCUGGCCUUGUGUUUGUAGGUUAUUCUGGCUUUGUGUUUGUAGUUUACUCUGGCCUUGUGUUUGUAGAUUACUCUGGCCUUGUGUUUGUAGGUUACUCUGGCCUUGUGUUUGUAGGUUACUCUGGCCUUGUGAUUGUAGGUUAUUCUGGCCUUGUGUUUGUAGGUUACUCUGGCCUUGUGUUUGUAGUUUACUCUGGCCUUGGGUUUGGAGUUUACUUUGGCCUUGUGUUUGUAGAUUACUCUGGCCUUGUGUUUGUAGUUUACUCUGGCCUUGUGUUUGUACUUUACUCUGGCCUUGUGUUUGUACUUUACUCUGGCCUUGUGUUUGUAGUUUACUCUGGCUUUGUUUUUGUAGAUUACUCUGGCCUUGUGUUUGUAGGUUACUCUGGCCUUGUGUUUGUAGGUUACUCUGGCCUUGUGUUUGUAGAUUACUCUGGCCUUGUGUUUGUAGGUUACUCUGGCCUUGUGUUUGUAGGUUACUCUGGCCUUGUGUUUGUAGUUUACUCUGGCCUUGUGUUUGUAGUUUACUCUGGCCUUGUGUUUGUAGGUUACUUUGGCCUUGUGUUUGUAGGUUACUCUGGCCUUGUGUUUGUAGUUUACUCUGGCCUUGUAUUUGUAGUUUACUCUGGCCUUGUGUUUGUAGUUUACUCUGGCCUUGUGUUUGUAGUUUACUCUGGCCUUGUGUUUGUAGGUUACUCUGGCCUUGUGUUUGUAGGUUACUCUGGCCUUGUGUUUGUAGGUUACUUUGGCCUUGUGUUUGUAGGUUACUCUGGCCUUGUGUUUGUAGUUUACUCUGGCCUUGUAUUUGUAGUUUACUCUGGCCUUGUGUUUGUAGUUUACUCUGGCCUUGUGUUUGUAGUUUACUCUGGCCUUGUGUUUGUAGGUUACUCUGGCCUUGUGUUUGUAGGUUACUCUGGCCUUGUGUUUGUAGGUUACUUUGGCCUUGUGUUUGUAGUUUACUCUGGCCUUGUGUUUGUAGGUUACUCUGGCCUUGUGUUUGUAGUUUACUCUGGCCUUGUGUUUGUAGAUUACUCUGGCCUUGUGUUUGUAGUUUACUUUAGCCUUGUGUUUGUAGUUUACUCUGGCCUUGUGUUUGUAGUUUACUCUGGCCUUGUGUUUGUAGUUUACUCUGGCCUUGUGUUUGUAGUUUACUCUGGCCUUGUGUUUGUAGUUUACUCUGGCCUUGUGUUUGUAGGUUACUCUGGCCUUGUGUUUGUAGUUUACUCUGGCCUUGUGUUUGUAGAUUACUCUGGCCUUGUGUUUGUAGUUUACUUUAGCCUUGUGUUUGUAGUUUACUCUGGCCUUGUGUUUGUAGGUUACUCUGGCCUUGUGUUUGUAGGUUACUCUGGCCUUGUGUUUGUAGAUUACUCUGGCCUUGUGUUUGUAGGUUACUCUGGCCUUGUGUUUGUAGGUUACUCUGGCCUUGUGAUUGUAGGUUAUUCUGGCCUUGUGUUUGUAGGUUACUCUGGCCUUGUGUUUGUAGUUUACUCUGGCCUUGGGUUUGGAGUUUACUUUGGCCUUGUGUUUGUAGAUUACUCUGGCCUUGUGUUUGUAGUUUACUCUGGCCUUGUGUUUGUACUUUACUCUGGCCUUGUGUUUGUACUUUACUCUGGCCUUGUGUUUGUAGUUUACUCUGGCUUUGUUUUUGUAGAUUACUCUGGCCUUGUGUUUGUAGGUUACUCUGGCCUUGUGUUUGUAGGUUACUCUGGCCUUGUGUUUGUAGAUUACUCUGGCCUUGUGUUUGUAGGUUACUCUGGCCUUGUGUUUGUAGGUUACUCUGGCCUUGUGUUUGUAGUUUACUCUGGCCUUGUGUUUGUAGUUUACUCUGGCCUUGUGUUUGUAGGUUACUUUGGCCUUGUGUUUGUAGGUUACUCUGGCCUUGUGUUUGUAGUUUACUCUGGCCUUGUGUUUGUAGUUUACUCUGGCCUUGUGUUUGUAGUUUACUCUGGCCUUGUGUUUGUAGUUUACUCUGGCCUUGUGUUUGUAGGUUACUCUGGCCUUGUGUUUGUAGGUUACUCUGGCCUUGUGUUUGUAGGUUACUUUGGCCUUGUGUUUGUAGGUUACUCUGGCCUUGUGUUUGUAGUUUACUCUGGCCUUGUAUUUGUAGUUUACUCUGGCCUUGUGUUUGUAGUUUACUCUGGCCUUGUGUUUGUAGUUUACUCUGGCCUUGUGUUUGUAGGUUACUCUGGCCUUGUGUUUGUAGGUUACUCUGGCCUUGUGUUUGUAGGUUACUUUGGCCUUGUGUUUGUAGUUUACUCUGGCCUUGUGUUUGUAGGUUACUCUGGCCUUGUGUUUGUAGUUUACUCUGGCCUUGUGUUUGUAGAUUACUCUGGCCUUGUGUUUGUAGUUUACUUUAGCCUUGUGUUUGUAGUUUACUCUGGCCUUGUGUUUGUAGUUUACUCUGGCCUUGUGUUUGUAGUUUACUCUGGCCUUGUGUUUGUAGUUUACUCUGGCCUUGUGUUUGUAGUUUACUCUGGCCUUGUGUUUGUAGGUUACUCUGGCCUUGUGUUUGUAGUUUACUCUGGCCUUGUGUUUGUAGAUUACUCUGGCCUUGUGUUUGUAGUUUACUUUAGCCUUGUGUUUGUAGUUUACUCUGGCCUUGUGUUUGUAGGUUACUCUGGCCUUGUGUUUGUAGGUUACUCUGGCCUUGUGUUUGUAGGUUACUCUGUCCUUGUGUUUGUAGGUUACUCUGGCCUUGUGUUUGGAGUUUACUUUGGCCUUGUGUUUGUAGUUUACUCUGGCCUUGUGUUUGUAGUUUACUCUGGCCUUGUGUUUGUAGUUUACUCUGGCCUUGUGUUUGUAGGUUACUCUGGCCUUGUGUUUGUAGGUUACUCCUGCCUUGUGUUUGUAGGUUACUCUGGCCUUGUGUUUGGAGUUUACUCUGGCCUUGUGUUUGUAGGUUAUUCUGGCUUUGUGUUUGUAGUUUACUCUGGCCUUGUGUUUGUAGGUUACUCUGGCCUUGUGUUUGUAGGUUACUCUGGCCUUGUGUUUGUAGGUUACUCUGGCCUUGUGUUUGUAGGUUAUUCUGGCCUUGUGUUUGUAGGUUACUCUGGCCUUGUGUUUGUAGGUUACUCUGUCCUUGUGUUUGUAGGUUACUCUGGCCUUGUGUUUGUAGGUUACUCUGGCCUUGUGUUUGGAGUUUACUCUGGCCUUGUGUUUGUAGGUUAUUCUGGCUUUGUGUUUGUAGUUUACUCUGGCCUUGUGUUUGUAGAUUACUCUGGCCUUGUGUUUGUAGGUUACUCUGGCCUUGUGUUUGUAGGUUACUCUGGCCUUGUGAUUGUAGGUUAUUCUGGCCUUGUGUUUGUAGGUUACUCUGGCCUUGUGUUUGUAGUUUACUCUGGCCUUGGGUUUGGAGUUUACUUUGGCCUUGUGUUUGUAGAUUACUCUGGCCUUGUGUUUGUAGUUUACUCUGGCCUUGUGUUUGUACUUUACUCUGGCCUUGUGUUUGUACUUUACUCUGGCCUUGUGUUUGUAGUUUACUCUGGCCUUGUGUUUGUAGAUUACUCUGGCCUUGUGUUUGUAGGUUACUCUGGCCUUGUGUUUGUAGGUUACUCUGGCCUUGUGUUUGUAGAUUACUCUGGCCUUGUGUUUGUAGGUUACUCUGGCCUUGUGUUUGUAGGUUACUCUGGCCUUGUGUUUGUAGGUUACUCUGGCCUUGUGUUUGUAGUUUACUCUGGCCUUGUGUUUGUAGGUUACUUUGGCCUUGUGUUUGUAGGUUACUCUGGCCUUGUGUUUGUAAGUUACUCUGGCCUUGUGUUUGUAGGUUAUUCUGGCCUUGUGUUUGUAGGUUACUCUGGCCUUGUGUUUGUAGUUUACUCUGGCCUUGUGUUUGUAGAUUACUCUGGCCUUGUGUUUGUAGGUUACUCUGGCCUUGUGUUUGUAGGUUACUCUGGCCUUGUGUUUGUAGUUUACUCUGGCCUUGUGUUUGUAGAUUACUCUGGCCUUGUGUUUGUAGGUUACUCUGGCCUUGUGUUUGUAGGUUACUCUGGCCUUGUGUUUGUAGUUUACUUUGGCCUUGUGUUUGUAGUUUACUCUGGCCUUGUGUUUGUAGUUUACUCUGGCCUUGUGCUUGUAGUUUACUCUGGCCUUGUGUUUGUAGGUUACUCUGGCCUUGUGUUUGUAGGUUACUCUGGCCUUGUGUUUGUAGGUUACUCUGGCCUUGUGUUUGGAGUCUACUUUGGCCUUGUGUUUGUAGGUUACUCUGGCCUUGUGUUUGUAGGUUACUCUGGCCUUGUGUUUGGAGUUUACUCUGGCCUUGUGUUUGUAGAUUACUCUGGCCUUGUGUUUGUAGGUUACUCUGGCCUUGUGUUUGGAGUCUACUUUGGCCUUGUGUUUGUAGUUUACUCUGGCCUUGUGUUUGUAGUUUACUCUGGCCUUGUGUUUGUAGGUUACUCUGGCCUUGUGUUUGGAGUUUACUCUGGCCUUGUGUUUGUAGAUUACUCUGGCCUUGUGUUUGUAGGUUACUCUGGCCUUGUGUUUGUAGUUUACUCUGGCCUUGUGUUUGUAGUUUACUCUGGCCUUGUGUUUGUAGAUUACUCUGGCCUUGUGUUUGUAGGUUACUCUGGCCUUGUGUUUGUAGUUUACUCUGGCCUUGUGUUUGUAGUUUACUCUGGCCUUGUGUUUGUAGUUUACUCUGGCCUUGUGUUUGUAGGUUACUCUGGCCUUGUGUUUGUAGAUUACUCUGGCCUUGUGUUUGUAGGUUACUCUGGCCUUGUGUUUGUAGUUUACUCUGGCCUUGUGUUUGUAGGUUACUCUGGCCUUGUGUUUGUAGUUUACUCUGGCCUUGUGUUUGUAGGUUACUCUGGCCUUGUGCUUGUAGGUUACUCGGGUGUUUUUGUGAAUUUGAUUUCAGUGUUUGAGACUUAUUAGUUUAUUUGUUCAUUGACUCAUUGAGCUGAUGGCCGGUCCAAAGCUAGUGUUUUUUGGCAUUGUUGUUGUUUUGGUUUUGGGGGUAGGCAUGCACAUUCACUGAGUGGGUUGGGGGCUGUUUAAAUUUCAAAGCAUACCCCCAUAUGGCCCACCCCUGCACCUCACUCUGCCGCCCCGGGUCAGAAACGUAACCUUUGAACUGGCCCUGGGUGUGUGAGGGCCCUUGGGAUUAGCAGUGAGGAAGGGAACGCUACAAGCAAACACCAGCUAUCUGCAAACAGAAUAAGAAACAUGUAUUCACCUCUCCUACGCUCUCUAGUCCAUCUCUGUGUCUGAAACUCUCUGUGUUUUUCUCUGAAGCUCUUAUCAUUCCUCUCUCUCAUUUCUUCAUGUUUUCCUCUUUUUUAUGAGAGCUCUCUCUCUUUUUGGCUGUCAGGUGUUUGAUAGAGACACUCAUUCUCUCCCUGUUUUUAUUUGGGAGCUCUGACCUCGUCCCCCCUUUUGUUUCCCUCUCUACCUCAGUGUGUGUGUAGCAGAUGGUGGGGGCCGGGGUCUUGCACCUGCCCCUCCCAGCAGUGCUCACUGGUUAUCUGGCCCUUCAGAGGCAAUGACUGAGCACCAUCUGCGUGAGAGAGAGAGGCUGAAAACAAAUCCAAUUUUGAUAAACUCCCAUAUCUAUGGGUGAAAUACCACAGUGAGCAAUCACAGCAGCAGGAGUUGUGUCCUGUUUUCACAAGAAAAGGGCCACCAGUGAAGAACAAACUCCAUUGUAAAUACAACCUACAUUUAUGUUGAUUUAUGUUCCCUUUUGUACUUUAACUGUUUGCACGUCAUUACAACACUGUAUAUAGAGAUAAUAUGACAUUUGAAAUGUCUUUAUUAUUUUGUAACUUUUGUGAGUGUAAUGUUUAUUGUUCAUUUUUUAUUGUUUAUUUCCCUUUGUUUAUUAUCUAUUUCACUUGCUUUGGCAAUCUUAACAUGUGUUUCCCAUGCCAAUAAUGCCCUUUGAAUUGAAAUUGAAUUGAGACCAAAUAUCACUCUAACCCUCACUCUAUCUCUCUCUCUUUUCUCUCACUCACUUUUUUCCCUUUCUCUCUCUCUCUGUCCCUCCCUCUCUCUCUUUAUUUCUCUCACUUUUUUGGCAUUAGUUUCUGUUUACUGGAAGUCAUGUGAUUGAGUCUCCUAGUCAGUUGGUCUCUGCCCUUUCUCUCUCCGCCCAGAGAGCCCUCUGUCUGUAGCUCCUAGUUCCAGCUGAGGGCCUCUGGUUGGCUUUAAUAAAAUGCCAUAGAGGUUUGUUUAACAACUAAUUAAACAAUUUGUAAAUUAGAUAGCUAAAUAUCCACAUUACAGGAAUUCCUUGAAUUGCCUCCUGUUUUAUGGACUUCUUUGAAAAUAAUAAUUGCUUUCGAGAAUUUGAACUGAAUUAGUUACCUAAAUAAACUUCACUGAGGUGGUGUGACUUUAGAGGAUAGCAUAGCUGUGCUGAAAAAGGCUGAUUGACUUGUCAGCUGCUGUGUGUGGUUAAUUAUAGAUCAAUCCAAUAAUAAUACCUAGACGUAGUGGCAUAUUUCUAAUAGCGUUUGUCUUCACCUGUCCUCACUACCCUGCCCUCGCUCUGUCUUUCACCCCUCUCUCACUUCACCUCCCUUCCUCCCCUUCUCUGUCUGAUACCCAUAAACUAGGACGGGAUGUUCCAUGGUUAGAUAAACUCUGUUAAAGUUCCCUACAUUUAGCAGGGAGUUAAGGAGUAUUACAUUCUGUUCAGAAUUAGACAUUGUUGAGUAUUUUGUUUCGAGUUAGAUUUAGUGUAAGGGAGAGCACACACACACACACAGGUUUCCCAAACACUGAGUUGCAGUUAGGAUCACUUAAGCCUCAUGGAGCUCAUGUUCUCCUGACUUCCCAGGAACAGGCUUCACUCCCUCCUCACCCAUUCCUUCUUAUCGCUCUCCAUUUUUCUUUGGUUCACUUUAUUUCCUUCCUUCUUCCUCUCUCAAAUUCAAAUAGAAAUGUUCACAUGUGGUUUGUUAACACAACCCUGUGCCCCAGCAAAAAAUACUGUUGUCUGAGUUAUGCUACUGCUAGGAGAACCACAGACCUGUUGUCUGAGUUAUGCUACUGCUAGGAGAACCAGAGACCUGUUGUCUGAGUUAUGCUACUGCUAGUAGAACCACAGACCUGUUGUCUGAGAUAUGCUACUGCUAGGAGAACCACAGACCUGUUGUCUGAGUUAUGCUACUGCUAGGAGAACCACAGAGCUGUUGUCUGAGAUAUGCUACUGCUAGUAGAACCACAGAGCUGUUGUCUGAGAUAUGCUACUGCUAGGAGAACUACAGACCUGUUGUCUGAGAUAUGCUACUGCUAGGAGAACCACAGAGCUGUUGUCUGAGAUAUGCUACUGCUAGUAGAACCACAGAGCUGUUGUCUGAGAUAUGCUACUGCUAGUAGAACCACAGAGCUGUUGUCUGAGAUAUGCUACUGCUAGUAGAACCACAGAGCUGUUGUCUGAGAUAUGCUACUGCUAGUAGAACCACAGAGCUGUUGUCUGAGAUAUGCUACUGCUAGUAGAACCACAGAGCUGUUGUCUGAGAUAUGCUACUGCUAGUAGAACCACAGAGCUGUUGUCUGAGAUAUGCUACUGCUAGUAGAACCACAGACCUGUUGUCUGAGAUAUGCUACUGCUAGGAGAACCACAGACCUGUUGUCUGAGAUAUGCUACUGCUAGGAGAACCAGAGACCUGUUGUCUGAGUUAUGCUACUGCUAGGAGAACUACAGACCUGUUGUCUGAGUUAUGCUACUGCUAGGAGAACCAGAGACCUGUUGUCUGAGUUAUGCUACUGCUAGGAGAACCAGAGACCUGUUGUCUGAGUUAUGCUACUGCUAGGAGAACCACAGACCUGUUGUCUGAGUUAUGCUACUGCUAGGAGAACCACAGACCUGUUGUCUGAGUUAUGCUACUGCUAGUAGAACCACAGACCUGUUGUCUGAGAUAUGCUACUGCUAGUAGAACCAGAGACCUGUUGUCUGAGUUAUGCUACUGCUAGGAGAACCACAGACCUGUUGUCUGAGUUAUGCUACUGCUAGGAGAACCACAGACCUGUUGUCUGAGUUAUGCUACUGCUAGGAGAACCACAGGCCUGUUGUCUGAGUUAUGCUACUGCUAGUAGAACCACAGACCUGUUGUCUGAGUUAUGCUACUGCUAGGAGAACCACAGGCCUGUUGUCUGAGUUAUGCUACUGCUAGGAGAACCACAGAGCUGUUGUCUGAGUUAUGCUACUGCUAGGAGAACCACAGACCUGUUGUCUGAGAUAUGCUACUGCUAGGAGAACCACAGAGCUGUUGUCUGAGUUAUGCUACUGCUAGGAGAACUACAGACCUGUUGUCUGAGUUAUGAACUUCAUACUUUGUACUUUAAACUACAGUAGCAUGUCUUCUCUUUUGUAUAUGCCUGUGGAGUGUGUGAGAGUGAUGUAGAGUGUUCCUGGCUUGAGAGCAGCAGGUCUAUGUAUAGCCAGUGAGAAAUAAAUAAAUAAUGUGGAGAGCAGUGUGGUAGGGGGGAGGGGCACCUUCCAGGAAGGGGUAGAGGGGUGUGUGGUGGCGUGCCUGUAAGGGGGAUGGGUAGGCGGUAACGGGUUUGUUUAUCCGUCCCUCUACCUCCUCACUCUCUCCCCCUGUGAUCAGCGUGUGUGAAAUGAGCUGUAUUAGGGGAGGUAGUCUCUCUCAGCUGACACACACUGCACUGAGAAGGGCUGGUUGAGUCUCCACUGAUAAAAGGGGAUUGUGAUGGCUUGGCAGGACUGUGUGAUUGGUAACCAGGGGUGUGUGUUUAGAAACCUCGGCUGUGUGUGUGAGAUGAUUAAGCUCUGAUUCUCGGCAACUCUCCCUCAUCCCCACUCCCUCACACCCCUGUGUCUGCAACCAACUGGUCUGGACUGGCCCUGCUGGGCCACACACGCACGCACACGCACACACGCACGCACACACGCACACACACACACACACACACACACACACACACACACACACACACACACACACACACACACACACACACACACAC
Messenger RNA from Salvelinus fontinalis (brook trout), 12580 nucleotides. RefSeq lists its product as uncharacterized. NCBI's taxonomy places the organism in Eukaryota, Metazoa, Chordata, Actinopteri, Salmoniformes, Salmonidae. The transcript has 2 exons. The coding region runs from base 2144 to 8518 and encodes 2124 amino acids. The record is from RefSeq and is a predicted model, not a curated record.